This is a messenger RNA of Maylandia zebra (zebra mbuna), 1620 nucleotides long. The record is from RefSeq and is a predicted model, not a curated record. NCBI's taxonomy places the organism in Eukaryota, Metazoa, Chordata, Actinopteri, Cichliformes, Cichlidae.
GCAGACAGACCAGACAAGAUUGAGCAUGCAUGCGGGAGCCGAGCUCAAAGUUUCUUUUUUUUUUUUCCGGCAACACUCUGACUUUCCUCCCAUCCUGUGAAAUGUGACUCGCAAGCUAAGCAUGAACAUUUUCUGGGGCUGAUUUGUUUAAUUUAAGAUUUUAAGUUCUCGCUCAGACAAAUCGCUCGGUGCGCAAUGAGCGCGUCUGCGGGAACGGGAGUGUUCCUGCUCUCCCUGAUGUCUAUCCCCAUCUGCUAUUUAUUCAAUUCUCUCAUUUACAGCAACAGUGCUGAAGCUUUCUUCUUCGCUUGGUGCACAACAGUUCUUAUUCUGGCCAUUUCAGCUCGUUUUAUGCUUAAAAAGAAGGCUCCAGUAGAUCCACUUUUUUAUGUGUAUGCAGUGCAUGCAUUCCUCAGUGUGGUGAAUCUGAUCAUUGGACUGGAGCAAGACAACAUCAUUGAUGGAUUUGUGACAUUUUACCUCAAAGAGGCAGAUCCACAUGUCAACACAGCACAUGGGCACAUGAUAUCGUACUGGGAUGGCUGCGUGCACUAUCUCAUGUAUCUGCUUAUGAUUGCUGCAAUAACUUGGGGGGACAAUUACAGAGCUAUUGGACUCUACUGGGUGGGAUCUUUUCUCAUGCGUGCAAUGGUCUACAUUCUUGGGAAUGCUGUCGGAAAGUAUGGGACUCACGUUGGCCCUCUCUUCAUCCUCCAUUUGUUGUACAUCUCAGUGUCAGUGUGGGCUUGCUUCCGCAUCUUUUGUCAGCCUUCUGCACGAGACGUUGAGCUAUCAGACAUCGAGGAGGCUCACAGGGCAGGCUUGCUCCGCAGACCUGUGGACUUGGUAUUCAUCAUCUACCUCAUUCCAGCGCUGGCUUUCUGUGUGUUCAGAGGCCUGGUUGUUCUUGACUGUUCCAGCAAAUGGUGCCAAGACUACACACAACAGUAUGAACCAUACCUCAAAGACCCUUCAGCCUACCCUAAAGUACAGAUGCUGGUGAGCAUGCUGUAUUCUGGGCCCUACUACAUCAUUACUCUGUAUGGGCUGUUGGUCCCAGGAUGUGACUGGAUGCCAGACCUGACUCUUGUACACUCAGGAGCAUUGGCACAGGCCCAGUUCUCCCACAUCGGUGCAUCUCUUCACACACGGACACCGUUUUCAUACAGAGUACCUGUGGACAGCCAGCCUGUCUUCUUGCUGGUCAAUGUGCUGUACAUGCUGGUGCCUCAGGCACUGUGCUACCGCUGCUGCACACAGCCCGCCUUCUUCCUCAGGACAGCGCCAGAGAAGAAAAAUGAAUGACAGACUGUCGGGGGGACAGAGAGAGUGCCACAGAUGCCAAAGAUGCCUAAAAUAAAGGCCCGAAGAACUCGCAAAUUCCUGCUGUGUUUGCAGUUAUUAGCGGUUGCUAUUUUAGAGAGGAAACUGCCACCUGUAAACUUCAUGGGGUUAUGUGGAGGUGCUAGAAAUGGACAAAAAUGGAAAUUGUGCCAUCUACUGUUUUUGAUCUGCCGCUUUUUAUUGAAAAUCUCUGUGUGUAAAGCAGCAGCAUCCACAUAAGGCACACACAAUGUUACACUGCAGGCAAUGGUGCGUUAGAGUUGUGUAACAGAUUGA